Micromonas pusilla CCMP1545 is the source of this 990-nucleotide messenger RNA. RefSeq lists its product as uncharacterized. Gene Ontology annotation, biological process: box C/D snoRNP assembly; snoRNA localization; maturation of LSU-rRNA from tricistronic rRNA transcript (SSU-rRNA, 5.8S rRNA, LSU-rRNA). Gene Ontology annotation, cellular component: nucleus; pre-snoRNP complex. The transcript has a single exon. NCBI's taxonomy places the organism in Eukaryota, Viridiplantae, Chlorophyta, Mamiellophyceae, Mamiellales, Mamiellaceae. Bases 1 to 957 code for a protein of 318 amino acids. The record is from RefSeq and is a predicted model, not a curated record.
AUGGCGGAGGCGGAGGUCGAGACGGAGCCGCCGGCGCCGGCGCCGCCGUCGCGAAUGGGCGAAUGCCAAGUGUGCGAGGGCGAGGAGAAAAAUCCCGGGAAGUACCGAUGCCCGAGGUGCGGAACCGUCACCUGCGGGCUCGCGUGCUCGAAAGCGCACAAGACGAGAGGGGAAGGAUGCAACGGCAAGCGCGACCGCGCGGCGUUCAAGGACAUCAGAGAGUUCUCGGACGCGGACGUCGUGAGCGACUACCGAUUCUUAGAGGAGACGCUCUUGGAGAAGGACCGCGCGAAGCGAUGGCGGCCGCAGUACGCGGACGGCUCGGACGCGGCGGCGAGGUCCGAGCGCGCGCCCGCGUCGCGAAAAGUCAUCGCGCUGUUGACGCAGCAGGCGAAAGCGCGAGGGACGACGCUGCUGUGCAUGCCCGACGGCAUGGCUCGCCGCGUCGCGAACACGACGUUCUACGACAGACGACGCGACGUCCUGCAGUGGCGCGUGGAGUGGCUGUUCCACGGCAUCAGCAGCGCGAGCGCGGUCGAGAUCCCGGACGCGAACGACGACGCGGACGCGGACGCGGCGGCGGACGCGGUGGCGGCGGCGGCGGCGGCGGCGGCGAAAGCCGUGGACGAGAAAGUCGACGACACCACGACGAUCGCUGCCGCGCUGCGCAGACACUUCGAGCAAGGCCCCGGAAGGGCCGCGAGGCUGCACCAGCUCAGGCGGUUCACGGACGCGCUGAAGGCGUUGGAUAAAGGCGACGGCGGCGGCGCGUCGAUUUGCGUGUAUUUCGAAAAGCACGGGUGCCCCGCGAACGCGAAGCGAUAUCACAGGCUGUCGUUGGAGAACACGUUCAAGGAGAACCUCGCGGGGAAGAACGUUUUAGAGUUUCCGACGCUGCACGUCGCGGUGCUGCCCGCGGACGCGGGAAAGUUUCUAGAGCCGGAGGAGGAAACGUAGUCUUGAAGCGUCGUUCGUCGCAGGGCUAUUUCU